Molecule: messenger RNA, 657 nt
Organism: Aaosphaeria arxii CBS 175.79
Lineage: Eukaryota; Fungi; Ascomycota; Dothideomycetes; Pleosporales
Exons: 2
Coding region: 1-657 (218 amino acids)
Molecular function (GO): gamma-glutamylcyclotransferase activity
Source: RefSeq, a predicted model, not a curated record
AUGUCGCCCGCAGCCAAACCAAGCACAAUCUACUUCGGCUAUGGCUCGAACCUCUGGCUCCACCAAAUGGAUCUCCGCUGCCCGACGUCCCAGUAUCUCGGCGUCGCGAGGCUGAACAACUACCGCUGGCUCAUCAACGACAGGGGCUACGCGAACGUCGUCGAGGUCACCAACAGCAGCAGAACAAAUGAACCCAGCCCGUACGAAGAUGUAGUCUACGGCCUGGUGUAUUCCCUUGAAAAGGAGGACGAAAGACGCCUGGACCUCAACGAGGGUGUGCCGAUUGCGUACACCAAAGAACUGCUCCCCUGUGAUGUGUGGCAAUCCGAGGAUGGGAAACCGGUCGACGUGAGUAAGAAGCCUGAUUCGGAGGAGAAGAUGUUGGUGUAUAUCGACAGAAACCGCACCACCCCCUCGACGCCAAAGACAGAGUACAUUUACCGCAUGAACCGCGGCAUCUCUGACGCCCUGAAGCAAGGAGUUCCCCAGAAAUACGUCGACGACGUGAUGAGGAAAUUCAUUCCCUCGGACGACAAGCACGAUGAUGAUGGCGAUGAUGAAGAGCGAAAGGGCAACAGGGAGGCGAUGGCGCAAUUUGCAAAGCAGCAGGCUGUGAGGUUUGAGGAUGAGAGUGGGGUGUUUGAGAGGACGGAUUGA